Molecule: messenger RNA, 4632 nt
Organism: Caenorhabditis auriculariae
Lineage: Eukaryota; Metazoa; Nematoda; Chromadorea; Rhabditida; Rhabditidae
Source: the annotation of a GenBank genome assembly
AUGGAUGAGCCGGUUAAUGAGUUCGAACAACUGGACGAAGUCGCAAUCGACAUGGUUGUUUGGGUGAGAAACCUGUUCGAAGUCGACUAUGGUGAGCUUGAGAUUUAUGAUUAGAAAGGAAAAAAUAACCGCAAGCCAUUAUUUCAUAACCAUUAAAAUAAUAUUUUCCGUAUACUAUUCAAUAGAGGGUACUGUCAAGAACUGUAAUACCUUUAGUUUUUGAAUAAGAAUCCGCUAAGAAAAAAAAUGUAGCCCAUAAGUAGCACGUGCCCCGUUCAACUGGAGGCUUGAGCUCAACGUUUAUCCGCUUCCGCACGCUUUUUUUUCAAAUUCAUUUCGCGGAUUUCUGAAUAGAGUUCAUUUUCUGAUGCACAGCGUAAAGUAGACUGAGGUAAAUAUAAUUGCAAACUACAUAAUUUUUAUAAAUUUCGCAUAAGAUCAAUUCAAAAAAAGUAAUAUAAAUGUUAGAAACUUCUGAAAAUAUCUUAUUUCAAAAAUUAAUUAUUACAAAAUGUUUCAAUAAGUCUCCCAUAACUACGUGGACGAGAAAAAAUGACUACAUUGUAUUUGGAAAAAGAAAAAAAAAGCGAUUUAACCCGUUUUCAGGUGUAAAAAUAUUAGAAAGCAUUCUGGAACUCUCGUUAAACUUUUGAAGAGGCGGCUUUACCACAAAUGCGUUCAAUGUCUUGUAAACCUUUUUCGUUGAUUUACUAAAUAAUAACUAAGAAAGAGCUCUCAAUAAAUUCCCAAAAAAAAACGUGAAAAAUUGAGAAUAAUCGAAACUUAUCAAAGCUUAGAUCAUUUUAAUAUACAAAAUGAAAUCGAAGUUUUUUUUUAUCAUGAACGCCUGAAAAAGAUUUUCAUGUGAUUGGAGUUACACAAAGUUUGAAAUUUUCAGACGAGGCUCAGUUUGACAAUCUGAGAGACUUGAUCCGCCAAGGAGAUCUUCUGGAGUUCUUUCGCCAUUUUACAAUUGGCUUGUACAAUCUCGUUCAUUUUGGAAACUCUCACGGUAACGAGGAAGCCAACAGGCAGAUCGAGCUGCCUAUCAAUGGUUAGUUGGAAACUUUCGAGCCUUUUGGCCUUUUUUUUGUUCUGAGGGGCUUCAAAAAAACGGAGCGAUGUAUUAUAAAACUUGGACUUUUUUGGAAGGUUAGCCACACAAAAACUGCGCUUGAAAAAUUGCAAAAAAAUUGAAUAAUACGUUUUGGAAAAAAAGAAUCUUACCAGGCUGAUGAAUACCAAACAAAUUUUGAAUAAAAAAAGGUGGAAGUUUCAUUUUUUUCCAUUUUCAGCUAGGCCACUCUUCUAAAAAUUCAAAAAAAUUUUUAAAAAGCCUUAAUACGCAGAACCCUUCAGCUUCCAAGUCGAUCAAAUUUUUAGAAUAUUUUUUUGACUACAGUCUAAAAAUAAAUUUGAUCGUGAGAAGGCUUUCGUCGUCACUUUGACCAAUUUUUUUUCAAGUCAAAUAAUUUUCAACUGUAAAAACCCAUAAAAAAACAUUUUUUUAUUUCAAGAAGGUCAGGAGGUCGCAAAUGUUGUUCACCAAAACCCAGUUGAAGAUACAGAGCUGCCAGAUGUUACCGAAGAAAGUGAGUCAAUCACUAAAUACCAUAUUCGAUACAAGGUUCUUAAAAUGUUUAUAAAUUUCAGAUGCCGGCUUGUAGACUCCACAGAAAUAAAAGGAUUUAAAGAUCAUCGGAUUUUGAAACUUUGAAGUUGUACUUUUCGAAAUAUUUCUUGUUAACUCCUUUUCUGAUGUUAUUUUUUUGAUAGUUUUAAUUUUUUUUAUUGGAAAAAAACUUAAUCUAAUAGAAAUCAUUUUUUUAUGACAAUUUCUUUGUUAUUUUUUUUAUGAAAGGUUCAGUAAAAUUUCCUUUCCUCUUGUUUUGAACUUCUUUUUGAGACCCAGUGAGAAAUGUGGAAAAAAAUGGCAAGCCUACGUUAUUGUCUUGAGAAACAACACAAUUUGACCUCUUCUGAGAGUUUUUAGCCCGCGAAAAUUUCCGACAAGGUUUGGCGAUUCCGCGGUCUCAGCGGUCUCAGCGGUCUCAGUUUUUCUUCAUUAUUUUUUUAUUGUUCGAGGUUUAUCAAUAAAUGUAAAUUCUUAUUUUCAUUUUUUUUUUAAAUUAUUCAAAUGUUAAUGACCAUUUCCUACUGACGAUUUUGUCCAUGUUUUUCUUUCAUUUGAGAUAUAUUUCCUAAAUUUCAACCUCAGAAAUAAAUUUAAAUUCUUUGCGAGCAAAUUCGUCGUCAAAGUACAAUGUUGUUAUUAUCUUUACCAAAAAAAUAAUUUUUCUUCACGGUUCGUGGUUUUCUUAAAACCAUUCGAAAAAAGUUGCACUUUUUAGUGAAGAUAUGACUCUGCAGGUGUGACGGUAAUUCUUUUGAGCUGCGUCUCUAACCGUUUCCGCUUGUCUCACACUCUGUAAAUGAGGCGAUACUCCAGCAAAGACGGCGAAAGUGCCAUUGCAGGGGCUCGAAGUUUUUCAAACUUCUAAAAAGUUUUAUAUAUUUUUUUCAAUAAGGAAACAAAAAAUUGUUGUUUUCAGCUAUUGUUAUACUGUAGAUAGCUCAAAUGGUUUUUUUUAAAUAGUACAAAGCAAGUUCAUGAAGACAGCGUCAUUUUCUCUAAUGCAAAGUAAAGUUUUAUUCUUUGCAAAAAAAUAAAAGAGUAUUCGACAAAUUACUCGAACUUUCGGAGUUUUCAAAAGGCUCUACGGGUCUAUUGCGGCACCUUUAAUUUCACCUUGAUUGUUAUAAAGUGAAUAAGGUUAAAUGUUUCCUACUCAUCCAGAAAUAUUCUUCUCCAGCGCAAUGUGGUCUUUUUCAAACUAUUCUUUGAGACAUUCUGUGGCAGCAGAUGUUGGUUAUUCAGUCCUUUACCGACAUUCUCUAAACAAGCACAUGUUUUUGUACGCGUCCACCUAGCAUUCGUUUUGUUUAGAUGCAAUGCGAUUGACCCAUCAACUUGGCCCUCAUCCCUGUUUGUCUCAACAGUCCGUUUGACAACUUUCAGCCAAAAAUUGAAGUGAAUCUGGAUUGCUUGGCCGUGACUCUGCGUUUUAUAAAUUAUAUAAGUCUGUAUGAGACGAUCUGAACACUUAGUUUUUUUUUGGUUUCUUUUCUCUGCUUCUUGGAGAUAUUAGAUCUGAAGAUUUAAAGCAGUUUUGUAAAACACUUUUUUUUAAUUUUUCGCAUUGGUUUGGUUCUGUAAACGUCUCAAAAUAUUUUCAUAAUUCAAAUGAAUCAGAAUGAUUUCUAAAGAAGCAGGCCUCUUUUUUCUAUUGUUUGGCGGAAGAGGGCGAUUUUUUUCUGACUUUUUUCUGACCUCUAUACUCUUUUUGCAGUAAUUCGAAUUUUUUCGUCACAUUUCAAGUUUUACGCAACAUCCAAUUUCAUUUUUGCGUCAUUUUUUGUUGAGCCUUUUUCGAGAAACUUAUAAAACUUUUCUUUCACAGAUACUUAUCGAAUGUCACAAGACGAUAUUGAACGUUUCACUAACCUCAUGCAGUCCGUCACUCUCCGAGAAGAUGGGGAUAGGCAAGGUGAGCCUGGUUUCUAUUCGGAACUUUCGAAUUUCUUUUCACGAAGUCUUUUCUUUCAAAUUUUUGAACUUCCGGAUUUCUCAACAUUCUUACUAUUUUUCAAGUUGACAAUCGUAACACUUUCUCUGAGCCGAUUUCUGGUGCUGCGCGUCUCGCGAACCAAGCUCUCAUAACAAGUAAGUAGAUGAAGCAAUACUUCCUAGUCUUGCUCUUUCGGAUAUGUAUCGAAAAUUGUUUUAAAAGUCAUUUCCGAGUGCGGUCCGCGGCCGACGUCCUUCGUUAUCAGCGAUGUAACUAUUUCCACGAAAGCAGAUGGCCUGACUUAUCAGGUCGAGGUAUGGACCUAAUAGUCAAAAAGAGUAAGCAGAUAAUUUACCAGAAGAAGUACCAAGUCAUUUAUAACAAGGAAUCCUAUUCGACCUUAGACGACGAUGUUCUGCACAUCCGCUACUUUUGGGUGCGUUUUUUAGAUUUCAAGACAAUUUUUUUCGAGCACAAGAAUUGUUUCGAUGCGUAGCGGUUAUUUUAUAAAAGAGACAAAAAAACUUGAAGGAAACAGAAGUUAAAAAACCGGCAAAGUUAAUUUUUCAACUGCAAUAUUUUAACUAUCCAACUUAAAAUGUAAAGCUCUGAGAUUUCCCUUUGAAUGUGAUCAGAGUAGUGAAGAUUUAAUUACAAGUUUACAUCGCACUUCAAAAAUUUGAGCUCCAAAAGUUUCAGCCUCACAAAACAGCCCUGGAUAUUUUAGUCUUGGGAUUUUAGUCUAUCCGUGUGGUUAAGCCUUUUUUGAUUUCAGUACUUUUGACAUUACUCGCAACAAAGAGGCGCAUGAAGGCGGAAUUUUACAUAGCAAAACAUUUCAAUAUAAAUCUCUGCGCUUGGUUUUUCUAGAGUUUUCUCAAGGAGAACUGAUUGUUUCAAGACUGAGAAUUCUUCUGGUUCUGAGCUGAAUUUCUUUUGCCAAACCUCUUUUGCUAACGAAAUUCAAGUUGACUUUCAAGUGUCCUUCAAAUUAUGAACGUUUUGAUUUCAGAAGCCGGAAUACGCGCUCGUGAGCUUGGAAGAGAAGAUUUGCUCUCAAUAA